This is a messenger RNA of Malus domestica (apple), 516 nucleotides long. The record is from RefSeq and is a predicted model, not a curated record. Lineage: Eukaryota; Viridiplantae; Streptophyta; Magnoliopsida; Rosales; Rosaceae.
AUGGGACACGCAUUAGCCACAGAAGGAGGAUUCUGCACUGGAAGUGCUAGGGUCACUGAUCACCAACGAUUGAGCAGCUCUGGUUACGUCUUUUCUGCUUCUUUGCCCCCAUAUCUUGCGAGUGCUGCCAUUACUGCUAUUGAUAUCCUCGAGGAAAACCCUGACCUGAUAACGAAGUUGAAGAAAAACAUUGCCGAAUUAUGGAAGGGAUUGUCAGGUAUACGGGGCCUCUCAUUCGCGAGCAGUCCAGAAUCACCGAUUGUCUUCCUCAGACUAGAGAAAGCAGACUCUUUGAAGAAUGAACUGCAACUUCAGCUCCUUCAAAAUAUUGCUAACAGUUUGUUAAAGGAGCAUUCCAUUUUCGUGGUCACCUCCCAAAAGUCAACACUUGAUAAAUGCCGUCUUCCAUUAGGAAUUAGAUUGUUCGUCUCCGCUGGGCAUACAGAAUCCGAUCUGCUCAAGGCAGCUGCAUCACUGAAAAGCGUUGCAGAAUUGGUGCUGAAGGAUCAUAUUUAA